AUGUGCCACGUUGGAGACAUUAUCUGCUUUUUCUGCGACACAAAAAUAGCCACGAACGCCCUCAUUCAGCGGUGCGAGGCCUAUGCUCUCAAGUGUUUUGGGCUUCAAGAGAUUGAGGAAGAGGAGAUCCAGACUCAUUGGCAAGACUUCUCGUGUUUUCUACCACGCGAUACUCCUGUUCCGGUCUUCGAUUACGAGGAGUGCCCCUUCAAGCGCGUCGGGUCAUUCAAGGUCUACGACUACCCUUGCCCUAACCCAGCUUGCAAAAAAAGACUCACACAGCCUUCGGUCAACAAGAUCCCCAGAACAACCCUUCGAAACUGUGAUUGGGUCUCCAACUUCUACGCGUCUGGUCUCAUGCCCAUUGUCCAGUGGUUCAACACGUACCUCGCGAACUGUAACGAGAGGAACAAUAUCCAUCGACAGCUCAUUGCUCCGCACGCGGUGAAUACUCACAUGACUCCUUUGGAGACCAUUGCCGGCCCCGUAUAUCGCGAUCUAACAGCCGAAGAGCUCGUCAAGCACGCCAUGGGGCAAGAGAGAAAUCUUCCCAAUGGGAUGACCGGAACCUACGUCGACAGCAUUCCUGUCAAGACUACUCCGGCUGCUGAUGUAGUCUGUGACGAUGAUGGAUCACUCUUUGGCGAUGAUGGCCAAGAUACCAAUUUCGCCAGCCUUACUCCUUCCGAGCCUGAAGCUGUGAUCAACAGCUCAUCAACCAAUUACCACCCUGACCCUAGGCCUGAUUGGUAUGAUGCUGCCGGAGAGGCAGACUUAAGCAUGGCCGCUAGCCAGCCAGGCAAGAACUACGCCACCGCCAACUCAACCCAGGCGGUUGUCGCAAGCUUGUCUUCGCAGACCCCAGGACAGGGACAUACAGAUAGCGGAGAGAUCAGCUUCGAAUUCGAGGACGUCACUUUCUGCGGCGAUGAGGAUGAACAGGGAGAACUCACUUCUGUAGUGCCUCCUCAAGCUGCAACAGUGCUAGUCACUCCUGACCCUCCGGCAUUCCACCCACAACAGCAGGCCAAGAAGGCCCAGCGUCAGCCUCCCCUGCCCAUCGCCAUUCCUCGCGUACCUCUGAUGGCUAAUUCAAUCUUGGUCUCAGGGGAUGUUCAGAGUUUCUCCCAGAAUCUUCGCGCUGGCGGUUCCGGGGCUGUGAGUCGCACUGGGAAAGCCCCUGAACAUGGUUAUCACGACAACGCUGCGCUAGCGGGCGUGUUACCGCUUGCACUGCCCACAGGCGGAACAAGCGAUGUAACCGUUGUUACCAGUGCGCGUAACUAUGAGAGCCCUAGCAAAGAUGGCAAGAAAACUACCAAGAGCAAGAAGAAAGGCCGCACUUCUGUCGACAGUGCCGCCGCAAACAAACGUCAGCAGGCUCUGCUCAAGUCACUUGCCGAAAGCGAGGCUGCUCGGAUGCGCAAGAACGGUGCUGCAGCAGCUGCAAACUCGACCACAUGGCAAUUCUCUGGUUCUGUGUCACCAGUGAAAUGUCGCCGUACUUUCUCUCCGGACCUCAUGGUUCAAGCUGAUAUGAAGGUGAACCCUGGCAACUACAUUACCGAACCACACGUCAACCAAUCUCCUGCUCAGCCAAGUGGAUUCAAUGUCGUGGUUGACACCGCGUUCAACAGCAGCAACGUCCAGGGUUCUGUCAGCUGCUCGAUGGCCCCGAUCCAGAGCAACAAAGGCUUCAUCAACGACCCUCCAGCGCAGGGUCACGCUACCACCAGUACAAUUCAUGAUUCUCCUACUGGGCCACCUAGGUUCCACCAAGGAUCGACCCAAGUCAUCAACUACCAGCCUCAGCAUCUUCAGGGCAAUUCGUUUCAGCACGAUCGUGGCUCACACCAUGGCUGCAACUCGUCGCCAGCGGGGGCUCAUCCUGCCAUGAACCUCGACGGCCAGCAGCAUAGCAACGACUUCUUCUGCCAUGGAGGGAUAGCAAACAAACACAACGGCAACCCCGAGGGGGGUUUCAUUGACAACCCUAUUCAGCAUAACUUCCCAACCGGAGGGGAACAAAAUGUGCCUCACGACGCGGCCAAUCCAAUUAGUAUGGACACCACCAACUCCGACAUCGCUAUUGACCCCCGCCUCUGGGAAGCUAGUCGGGUUGCGUACUUGAACGACACCACCGAUGCUGAACUCGCCAGCAUGGGCUUCGUCCGUGCCAAUGCUCUUCCCACCCCACAGUCCGCGGAAAAAUUGGCCGCCAACACGUCUCAGUAUCCCGAAUCCAACGUGGGCACCUGGGUUCAGCAGAACUCCCCGACGUUCGGUUCGAGUAGCAGCGGUGGUUGUAUCUCGCCCUUCAAAGGCCAUCACAUCGGCACUGCGGGAGGCGAUAUCGAUGACCAUGCGUGGGACGCGGUUGACCUGGGCAACAAAUCACAGCCCAGCCGCCGCACCAGCAAGAAGCGAAAGAGCAGCAAGGCGAGCUGCCUCGAUCUCUAUGGCCCCACGACUGAACAGCCUCCACCCAUUAUGACAGAGGCUAUGCGCGAGGCUCUCGUUUCUCAAGGCAGCGGUGGUGCUACUGCUCCCAUUGGAAACAUGGCGGAGCCUAUUGCUGCUGCUGAGGGGUCCAUCGUGGAGAAUCGGGCGCAAAUGGAGAGAAUGGAGCUCGUCAGAGUGAUUCAAGAGGAACAGAGGAAGUUUCAGGAACAGCAAAAGGCUGAUUGGGAGGCGUUCGAGUUGCGUAUUCAGCAUAUCCUGCAGGGACAUGGUGGUCAGUGA
Molecule: messenger RNA, 2742 nt
Organism: Verticillium nonalfalfae
Lineage: Eukaryota; Fungi; Ascomycota; Sordariomycetes; Glomerellales; Plectosphaerellaceae
Exons: 3
Coding region: 1-2742 (913 amino acids)
Source: RefSeq, a predicted model, not a curated record